Pteropus alecto (black flying fox) is the source of this 3454-nucleotide messenger RNA. RefSeq names its product scaffold protein involved in DNA repair (gene SPIDR). Lineage: Eukaryota; Metazoa; Chordata; Mammalia; Chiroptera; Pteropodidae. Gene Ontology annotation, biological process: double-strand break repair via homologous recombination; regulation of establishment of protein localization to chromosome. The record is from RefSeq and is a predicted model, not a curated record. Gene Ontology annotation, cellular component: nucleoplasm; nuclear chromosome.
CAGCGCGCACUGCCGUGCUGAGGCGGUUGGCUGCGCGCAGAAUUCUGGUACCUUGAGGAGGCGGUGCAUGCCUGGGCAGGCCACGCGCCUGCGAGUGGUGUUUUUGGAAAUGCCCCGUGGCGGUAACACUCGCGGCCGGAAGAAAAAAAGAGAUUGGGAUACAGGAUACCCAUCCUUUCCAGGAGAGAAUUCACUGCAGUUUAAAAGAGCACAUCUCAGGACAGUGGGGACAGCUGCUUCCCUCUCUGAAGCAUGGCUCAGGUGUGAAGAAGGAUUUCAGGAUACUUCAGGCACUCUGUCUUUAACAGCUGAAAAGAAGACUAUUACAGAAAAGCACCUUGAAUUAAUCACUAGAUCCAAGAAAGAAACCACCACAUCUAAGAGUACCAGUGGGCUUAUGGAUAUAACAUGGAGUUCCAGUGGAAGUGAUCAAUCAGAUGAAGGUAAAACACUUUUUGAAUCACAGAGAGAUAAACUACAGUUCGUUGAUUGGGAGAGUGACAGUGAAUAUAAUGAAUUUGAAGAUGGUGAGAGUGCUGUGGAAAUAUCAGACUGUGCUUCAUGUGCAAGCAGUCAUUCUUCGACAAGUGAAGAGAGGGUGUCUGAGCUUCCUAAGACAUGUUCUACAGAAAUUUUGGAGUAUUCAUCAGAUAGUGAAAACAAAGAUGAUUCAAAGAAUAUCCUGUGCAUUGAUUCAGAAUCCUCUCACAAAUAUCACAUGGAUUUUGGAUCACAUGGAAGACAGGUUAUGGAAAGAUUGAUAAACCCAAGGGUGAAAUCUACAGAGAGCAUUUUGUAUACACCCCAGAGACAGACGAAGUUUCCCAGGACUGCUGAAAAUUCAGCAAAGAAGAAUAAACUUUUAAGAGGUGGACUAGCAGAAAGACUAAAUGGACUGCAGAAUCGGGAGAGAUCUGCUGUUUCUUUGUGGAGACAUCAGUGUGUUUCUUACCAAGGGGGACUUUUAGGUAGAUCUGGUAUAUUAACUGUGAAAAUUCUGGAGCUGCAUGAGGAAUGCACCAUCCAAGUUGCCAUGUGUGAACAGCUAGCGGGGCUACAGGCUGAGAGCUCUUUUCAAGGCAAGGCCCCUGGGACUGGCCUAAAGGUUCUCUUCACCAAGGAAACUGCAUACUACCUCAGGGCACAUCCCCAAGACAUUAUCCACAUCUACCCUCCCUGGCAAAAACUUAUUAUCCCAAACAGAAGUUGCCCUGUUAUUCUGAAUACUUACUUUUGUCAGAAAGUUGUUGCCAAAGAAGAUUUAAGAGCAACACAUGAAGUGCACCGUUGGGACAUACCCCUUCCAAGAAGAAGCAUCACUUUGGCCCAGAUGUUUAGAUUUGAUCUAACAAAUAAUUCAUCUGAAAUCCAGUGUUCUGCCUUUGCUUUAGAGAAUUACCUAAGAAUGUCAAUAUUUUGGUUGUGUAGUCUUCUCACCACCAUGGGGACAAACUGGACCCAUAGGCAUGAAGAAGCAAAACAGCACUUCUCACCCCAAGCUCCCCUGAGGGAUUCUCUCCUGGAUGCAGUAGAAACAUGGUCAGGAGUUGGAGUCCUAGUAGUGGUGCAGAGAGUUUAUUCUCUUCCCUACAGGUAUCAUCAGGGAGGUAGUUCAGCUACUCCAUCCAGCUCACACCUACCUAGAGUUCAGGAGCCUCAAGCCUGGAACUUCCACCUAGGUUUGGAUAUUCCAGAAGAACCACCAGGAAGACCAAAGUGGAAUUUGACAAGGAAUCUUCAGAUUGAACUUAAAAGGCCUCUCAAUGCCAGAAAAGCCAAGGCAAGCACUUGCCCUCAAAGGAUGCCUGCAAUACCUAUAGGUUUUGGAGUCUGCCUUCUCAUGCAAGAUGCCUGUGGAAUGGUCAGUGAAGUGCACUCAGAGUGCACCAUCUUGAAGGACAGACAGUUGAAAGGGAAAUCCUGCAGUCUGUCAGGGAUGAAGUUUCCAUAGAAGGCCACAAGAGGAAGGACAGCAGGGCUUUUAAGUUUGAUUGACACUACGUGACCUCCAGUGAUGCCUCUGAAAGCAUCUGGCCACAGCCAGGCCUGUGAAGAGGUAAAAACUCAUCUGCCUCCUCCUAGCUUCUGCUACAUUAUCCUUCUUACUGCUCAUCCAAAUCUGGGACAAAUUUAUGUAAUUGGAGACGACUCCAUUUCUAAGCUUUACCAAGCUCCAGUUUCCCACUUCUUAAGAGAAAUUCUCCAGACUGACGAUCUUGCUAACCAUUGUAGUUUCUCUGCCAGAAUGAUUUAUCAAAGAUUACAGCUAAACAGUUUGCUUCUUCUGGAGCAAAGGGAGAUUUGGCUGACAGUGACUGAUGUCGCCCUGCAAAUGCAGAAUGAAAAUAACUCUGGUCUCCCUAAAACCAUUCCGGUCUGUGUGUCUUCCUAAUGUGUGCUGGGCCAGGAAGUCCUGGAAAUGCUCACCAAGGCUGCCCUUCACAGCUUUUUCUUCAGAGAUGCUCUCCAAGACCAGGGUAAGAUUGUUUGUGUUGAACGAACUGUCCUCUUGCUUCCAAAGUCCCUUUUGGAUGUGGUCUCUAGUGCUCACUCCUGGGUGCUGCCUGACCCUGUGAAACUUGAUGAACUGGGUUAUAUCACUCAGGUCAACUCCAUUUGCAGCAUUUAAGGCACUGUGAUUGGUGUGGAUGAAAGCACUGCUUUCUCAUGGCCUACGUGUGACCUGUGUGGCAAUGAGAGAUUGGAAUAGAGCCCAGAAGACAUAGGCACCUUUUCCUGUGAGGACUGCUCUCAUUUGGUCACCUCUCCUUUUCUCAGAAGGCACCUGCAGGUCUUCCUGGACUAUCUCUCUCGACUCCAGCGCACAGUGAGGGUCAAGCUGGUGCAGAGCAGUAUCUCUUCACUCCUGAGGUUUGCCGCCUGUGAGGAUGGGGUAACAUGCCUUUUAUCACCGCACAGUUAUGAAGCGAAGAGUGUCCUUGGAAAGGAGGUGGAGUUGUUAAAUUGUUUUGUUCAGUCCAUAACCACCUAUCCGACUAGCUGCAUUGGAUUGGAGGAAAUUGAGCUUCCAAGUUCAGGAAAAGCCUUUUCAGAUUGUCAUCGGUUGCCAUGGGAAUCUGUGAACUUUGCAAUGUGCUGCAAGGGUGGUGGUGGUGGUUUUUGGUAGUUAUUUGUUAACUACGGACAAAGUGAAUGUAUUUUAUGACCUUGAAAUGGAACAAGAUUUUUCUAGGGCAAAUGUUAAAUGGUUUUGUAAAUUAGAAAUCAAAAUACAUUUUUUGUAGUUAUAUAUUUUUAUUACCUUUCUGCAAACUUAAGAACAUAGCUGUUAAUAAAGCUCAUAUAAGCUUGAGGUCUUCAUUUUGCAUUUAUCUUAGGCAAUAAUAUGAAAGUAGCAGGAAAAACUGAAUUGUAAUUUUAAAGGUUUACAAAACUUAAACCUUCGUCCUAUAUUGUGAUAUUACUGUUUUCCUGUAAUAAAUGUCCAACCUAA